GUCGUUGCUCCAUCCGAGCCACAUUCCUAUCUGAAAGGCUAAAUUUAUCUUAGAAAAAAAAAAUGAAAAUUAGCAUCACAUUUCUUACUUUGGCACUAUUUGGUUUAGUUAACAGUGGUUACCUCUCCGACGACCAUGGAACAGGCUAUGGUGCAUUAAGUUCAAUAGCUCAAGGAUCCGCGGCAGACGCACACAACGCAGUUUCCAGUCAACACUAUGCGGCACAAAAGGCCUCAUACGUAGCAAAAACCACCCUAGCUCUCCAGGCUGCUCAAGCAGCUGCAACCGCCCAAGCAGCCUUGGCUGGAAAGCAUGUCCUUCUUCAAUUUCUGGAGAAACUUCGUGAUGAAGCCCACAAAGCCUUGGAAGCAGAACUGGCUCAAUUGCAAUCUGCCAAACACACAGCGGCAGCUACAGCUCAAACUGCGCAGCAAGCAGCCAAGCAAGUGGCAAUCCUUCAUGAAGCUCUGAGAAGUGCUGAAGAAUUGGCUCACCAAGCGGAUGCUGCCGCAGGACAUGCAGCCGAAGAGCUAGCAUCGCAAAGCAAAAUGGUUGCUCAGGCGAAAGCCCGGUUGGCUGAACUUGAGCAUAAGUUGGAAGCAACUAGGGCUGAUUUUGUUGCAACUAAAGCGGCUGCACAAAAGGCAGCUGCAUUCGCUCAGAAGGCGAAAGCCAAUGCCGCUGCUGCAGGUCAUGGAGGAGGCGACUCUUCAGGACAUGGUGGAUCGUUUGGAUAUUAAAAUGUUGAAUAGUGUAUUUAAAAAAAAAGUUGUGAUAAAUGAGAAUUCAAUGUAAGUGACCAUUGUUAACUUAUCCUUAUUUAUAAUAAAACUUUUAGUUACUAAAUGAAAGAAGUAAUGCAGAAAUACGCAUUAAUUAAAAGUUCGUACAUUAGUACAACCAUUAAAUAACUUAAAAAACAAAAAAAACUAAAAAAAAUCAAUCGAUCUGAAUAUUAA
This is a messenger RNA of Hermetia illucens (black soldier fly), 959 nucleotides long. RefSeq names its product colicin-5-like. The coding region runs from base 63 to 740 and encodes 225 amino acids. The transcript is spliced from 2 exons. Lineage: Eukaryota; Metazoa; Arthropoda; Insecta; Diptera; Stratiomyidae. The record is from RefSeq and is a predicted model, not a curated record.